Messenger RNA from Jaculus jaculus (lesser Egyptian jerboa), 873 nucleotides. RefSeq names its product prolactin-like. Gene Ontology annotation, cellular component: extracellular region. The transcript has 6 exons. NCBI's taxonomy places the organism in Eukaryota, Metazoa, Chordata, Mammalia, Rodentia, Dipodidae. The record is from RefSeq and is a predicted model, not a curated record. Bases 1 to 873 code for a protein of 290 amino acids. Gene Ontology annotation, molecular function: prolactin receptor binding; hormone activity. Gene Ontology annotation, biological process: response to nutrient levels; positive regulation of receptor signaling pathway via JAK-STAT; mammary gland development.
AUGCCAGAAGUCACCCACAUUACAAAGGGAGAAGCUAACAUGUUUACUUCAUCAAUGGAAGUGAAAGGGAAAUCCCUGCUGUUGCUGGUGUCAAGCCUUCUCCUGUGGGAGAAUGUGGCCUCCCAACAAAUGUGUGCAAUGAGGGAUGGCAAAUGCCAGCUGUCUCUCGGAGACCUGUUUGACCGUGCAGCCAUGGUGUCUCAGUACCUUGUUAUCCAAAGUACAAAUGUGUUCUCUGAAUUUGGCAAAGCAUAUUUCCAAGGAUGGAGGAGGUUCCUUUACAGGGACCUCAACAGCUGCCACACUUCUAACCUCACUACACCAGAAAACAAGGAGGAGGCCAAGCAGAUGCAUCCUGAAGUCCUACUGAAGGUGAUAGUCAAUAUGUUGGCAUCCUGGAACCAAUCUCUGGAACAUUUAGUGAAAAAAAUAGAGGGAAUGAAACAAUGCCCUGAGUCUAUCCUAUCAAGAGCCAAAGACAUUGAUGAAAAAUACAAAGUGCUCCUAGAAGGCAUGAAGACAAUACACAAUAAGGUUUGGGCUCCAGUUGAUGAAGAAUUCAGCAAUCCUAUCCAGUGGGAAGAGAACAACUUGAAUAUGGACAAUGAAGACGCUCAACUUUCUGCUCUUUAUAACAUGUUCUAUUGUCUGAGCAGGGAUUCAAAUAAGAUAAACACUUACGUUCAGGCAAAAGCUAAAGAGAAAGAGGACAAUCCUGUGUGGUUGGGGCUGGCAUCAUUGCCAUCAGUCAAAGCAGAUUAUUACCAUUUUGCUUUUCAUAAUCUGUUCCACUGCCUGCUGAGAGAUUUAAAUAAGAUUGAUACUUAUGUCAAGUACCUGAAGUGCCAGAUAAUCUAUCCCAAUGACUGCUAA